UUUCGCCAGCGCCACCCAUUCUCUCCGCCCCCACCAGAUUCGUAACAUCGUCCUCCACCCAGGGUCGUAGCGAAAUAGGACUAGGUCAAGCGAUGAACCAGGGAGCAAGAGCAAGAGCAGCGCAUGGGAGCACUGAAUGCCCGCGUCAAAUGUCGUCAGGAGAAAUGGAGACCCUCGCAGGCCACAGGAUUGCACGUGGCGUUCGCAUCCAUGGAGUCCCCCGCCUAAGGUUCAGCUCAUGCAGGUCAGCUCGCUUCGGAGACGCACCUCGGCAAAAGGGGGCGCAAUCGCUCAGCCUGACCGGUCACGCCGAUCUGCUGAGCACGAUUGCUUUUUCCUAUGCUGCGGUCACCGGAAAUUCGCGCAAUCAGGCAACAGCCCCAGUCGACUGCUCUCGAGGCCUGCGUCCGACGAGCCGCGACGACACGUUGACUGAGAAAUUCUUCGGCAGUGCGACUUCAGCCUCAUGAUCGCGCGCAAGUUUUCGAGUGCCGCCCAACUCGAGGGUGCCCCGAGAGCUUCCUCUCCAUCUGAUAAAGGGUGUGCGGAGGGUAUACCUGGGCUGAUCAGCCCAUUGGGGUUGUACGUCGUACAGGCCGCCGC
Trematosphaeria pertusa is the source of this 603-nucleotide messenger RNA. RefSeq lists its product as uncharacterized. The record is from RefSeq and is a predicted model, not a curated record. NCBI's taxonomy places the organism in Eukaryota, Fungi, Ascomycota, Dothideomycetes, Pleosporales, Trematosphaeriaceae. The transcript has 2 exons. The coding region runs from base 93 to 470 and encodes 125 amino acids.